This is a messenger RNA of Bufo bufo (common toad), 1374 nucleotides long. RefSeq names its product zinc finger protein OZF-like. The transcript has 4 exons. The record is from RefSeq and is a predicted model, not a curated record. Bases 1 to 1374 code for a protein of 457 amino acids. Lineage: Eukaryota; Metazoa; Chordata; Amphibia; Anura; Bufonidae.
AUGGGCGAUCCCCAGUGUAAGAUUGAGGUGGAGGAGGACAUUCCAGUCCAUGUGACCACAGAAAAUCCCUGUGAGAAGCCUGAAGGAAACAUCAUCAUGUUAUCUCUAGAUUAUAAAGAAGAUGAAGACAUCAGGCAGCGCUCUUCAGAAGAAUACUUCAUUACCUGUAAUGUACAUCCAGGACUUCACAAUGCAGAGCCAUCAAAUAAUUCCCCCAAGAAUGAGGAACUUUCUAAUGACCAAUCACAGAUUAUCAACCCAAGUCCAAAUCUAUCAUAUAAUCAUCCUAAACAUGAGGAAUCUUCUACUGAUCAAUCACAGAUUAUUACUCCAAAUAUAAGGCAGAAACAGAGUAAAAUGUUUAAUUGUGAGGAACGUGGAAAACAGGUCAGAUGUAAGUCAGAGCUUUCUGUACACAGAAGUCGUCACAAAGGAGAGAAGCCGUAUUCAUGUUCUGAAUGUGGAAAAUGUUUCAUAGAAAAAAAAGGUCUUGCUAAACAUCUUAGAAUUCACACAGGAAAGAAGCCGUAUUCAUGUUCAGAAUGUGGGAAAUGCUUUAACCGAAAAUCAAGCCUUGAUCUACAUAAAAGAAUUCACACAGGAGAGAAGCCAUAUUCAUGUUCAGAGUGUGGUAAAUGUUUUACAGUUAGAUCAAAUCUGCUUGUACAUCAGAGAAUUCACACAGGAGAGAAGCAAUAUUCAUGUUCAGAAUGUGGGAAAUAUUUUAGAGAUAAAAACCAUCUUACUACACAUCAGAGAAGUCAUACAGGAGAGAAACCAUUUUCAUGUUCAGAAUGUGGGAAAUGCUUUGCCAGGAAAUGCAAUCUUUAUCAACAUAAGAGAAUUCACACAGGAGAGAAGCCAUAUUCAUGUUCUGAAUGUGGAAAUUGUUUCAUAGAAAAAAAAGGUCUUGCUAAACAUCUCAGAAUUCACACAGGAGAGAAGCCAUAUUCAUGUUCAGAAUGUGGUAAAUGUUUUACAGAUAGAUUAAAUCUGGUUGUACAUGAGAGAAUUCACACAGGAGAGAAGCCAUUUUCAUGUUCAGAAUGUGGGAAAUAUUUUAGAGAUAAAAACCAUCUUACUACACAUCAGAGAAAUCACACAGGAGAGAAACAAUUUUCAUGUUCAGAAUGUGGGAAAGGCUUUACCCAGAAAUCAAGCCUUGAUCAACAUAAAAGAAUUCACACAGGAGAGAAGCCGUAUUCAUGUUCAGAAUGUGGAAAAUGUUUCAUAGAAAAAAAAAGUCUUACUAAACAUCUCAGAAUUCACACAGGAGAGAAGCCGUAUUCAUGUUCAGAAUGUGGAAAAUGCUUUACCAAGAAAUUAAGUCUUGAUCGACAUAAGAGAACCCACACAGGAGAGAAGACAUGUUGA